UUAGAUUUACUUUUUAAGAGAGAAAACUCAGUGCGGUGGUCCAUAACUUCAAUCUGAGUUCACGGAUGGUCGCUGCUAGUACUGUUCCAUGUGAGACCCAUGGUCGAGCACUUUCUAGAUAGAGCUAUCACAGCCCUCCCUUUAGAUAGCACUAAACAAACUUUUCUCCAAAUUACUAUGCCAUUAUGCACUUCAAGUAUUGCAAAUCUUCAUUACCAACAGCAAAAGUUCAGCACAGUAGCUGUAAUGCGGUUGUUGGCUUCAACUUCAAUCAGUGAAAAUCUUGAAAGCUCACCCAUUUUGUAAUUGGCCUAGUCCAACUUUUUCCGAGCAACUUGGACCCACUACUACGCUUCUGAAACUGCUUAUAAAGGCAAUGAAACUUUUGCUUUGCCCACCUCACUCAGUGAAACAGGUUUCUACUCUUAAAACUUCCACUUUUUUCAGGUAGAAUACAACCCUUGCUCAGAGAUGGCUCAGGGAAGAGGCAGUACAGAUCAUCAGGCCAAGUUCACAGUUGCUUUGCUACUGUGUUUACUGGUUUGCCUUCAAAAUAUUGAUGCGGCAACUUAUACUGUCGGAGGCCCCGGCGGUUGGACUUUUAACAUGGCUACUUGGCCUAAAGGGAAAAGCUUCAGGGCUGGUGACGUGCUCGUAUUCAAUUACGAUGCGACAAUCCACAAUGUGGUAGCUGUGAACAGAGAAGCUUACACCGGUUGCACCACACCGGCAGGCGCAAAAGUGUACAGCUCAGGGAAAGAUCAGAUAAAACUGGUGAAGGGACUAAACUUCUUCAUAUGCAACACUGCUGGCCACUGUGAGUCUGGAAUGAAGAUUGCCAUAAAUGCAGUCUAACGCAGAUCUAGAUUUUCACCCACUAUCUUCUUAAGAAUAAGUUAAAAAGUAUUAUUGUGCGUUGGUUUAGCUAGCUGGCGUGAGUAGAAAAUUAGGGGAAAACAAAAUGUUUCAUUGUUGUAAUGUUGCCAAGUUUUAGCACAUGCAAUGUUUUAUGAUGUAGUAGUUUUGUGUAUAUUCACUUUGUAAGGCCCACCAGGGCUCACGGACUUUGUUUUAUGGGGAUUUUUUUUUUAGUU
This is a messenger RNA of Theobroma cacao (cacao), 1094 nucleotides long. Its product is annotated as basic blue protein-like. Gene Ontology annotation, cellular component: plasma membrane. The record is from RefSeq and is a predicted model, not a curated record. Gene Ontology annotation, molecular function: electron transfer activity. NCBI's taxonomy places the organism in Eukaryota, Viridiplantae, Streptophyta, Magnoliopsida, Malvales, Malvaceae.